This is a messenger RNA of Colletotrichum scovillei, 573 nucleotides long. RefSeq lists its product as uncharacterized. The transcript has 2 exons. The coding region runs from base 1 to 573 and encodes 190 amino acids. The record is from RefSeq and is a predicted model, not a curated record. Lineage: Eukaryota; Fungi; Ascomycota; Sordariomycetes; Glomerellales; Glomerellaceae.
AUGAAGUGGACAAUUACCUACUGGCUCCUGCCUCUCGCCUGCGUGGCCCAAAUCCCCGUUGACCCGCCCCCCUUCACACCCUUCGGGCCCAAUCCCACCCAGAGGGUGUUUCCCACCACAACUUGGUGUGCAACAGUAACGCCCACCGAAAUUCCCGGUGUAAAGCCCAACGUAACCCUCUCAUGUACAACAUACGCCCCGGAACCGACAGCAUUUGCUCGGUUCAACCGCAUCCCGAGGGCCCGAGGCCAGGCGCGAUGCUGGUACGAUCGCUACGUCGACAGGAUCGAGAUCGGAAAGCGCGCGCUGAACAAUCAGGCCGAAAUCCUUAAGGGUGUGUACGAGUGCCAGGAUAAGUGCCAGCAGCCGCUCUCGAACGGCAAAGAGUGCAAGUAUGCUGUCUACGUCAAGGCAGGCCCUAGGUUGAAAGACCUUUGCUUGUUGGACAAUAUGGUCUACGAACCGUUCGAAAUUAAUCACAGUGGCCCGUUUGAUUCUUGGCUCUGCAUUGGCAGCGAGAAGAUGCAGCCCGAAAUUGAGGAUGCUCCAGAUACGAUCAAGAUCAGCCCGUGA